CAUGAAAAUGAUGAUCGCUCUGACUUUAAUCAAAAGUUCUACACACACUUGAGCCAUUAUACAGGAAAUAGGCCUACGUCAUGAUGACAUGUGCUGUCAGAAGACAAGUGCAAAGAUAUUUUGACAGGGCAUGGUGAUGGUCUGGGAUGACAAACGCUAAGGAGAUUCAAAUCCCAUUCAUAAUCUUUAUUAAAUUCGGUUUCUUCACAGCGCAUCAUAAACAUACGGAACAUGUUACUGCUCUUCCUCAUCUUCAUAAACGGUGUGUCUGGUGAAUCUGAGACGGUGAUAGUGAUGGAGGGAGAUUCUGUCACUCUAAACUCUGACCUCACCGAAAUAGUGAACAAAGAUACGAUACUGUGGAUGUUUGGACCUAAAGACUCUCUCAUAGCUCAAAUAGGGAGAACGGACGAUUUGACCAAAUUUUUAGUCCCCAAUGUUGUGGCAUUCAGAGGCAGAGUACAAGUGAACAAAGAUACUGGAUCUCUGACCAUCAGAAACACCAGAAUCAGACACUCGGGACAAUAUAAACUCACCAUCUCUAGAGAACAGACAAGGAUCAAGAUAUUCAAUGUCACUGUCCAAGUUGUGGAUGGUGAGACGGAUGGAGUGAAGUCGGAGUCGGUAUCAGUGACAGAAGGAGAGUCUGUAACUCUACACGCCGAUUCUGAAGCACACAAAGAUGCUCUGAUGUUGUGGAGGUUUGGAGAUAAAGGCAUCCUCCUGGCUAAAAUCGAUUUAGAAACAAAAAAUACUUCAUUGAAUGAAGAUGAUGAGAGAUUCAAAGACAGUCUUGAGCUGGAUAAUCAGACUGGAUCUCUGACCAUCACAAACACCAGAACUGAACAUGCUGGACUGUAUGAAGUACAGAUGAGAGGCAGCGAGAGCUCACAGCGAUUCCUUCUCUCUGUCAACGCUGUUACAGAUCCAGGUCUUUCUCCGGGUGUUAUAACAGGGAUAUGUGUUGUUGGUGUUGUUGUUGUUCUGCUUCUGGUUGCAGUUGUGAUUUACUAUCAACAAAGAAUCUCCAAAUUACAGCAAGUUGCUGAAGUGUAUGAAGAGGUGAAAAUAUCAGCGAUGGAGGGAGAAUCUCCAACUCUACACACUGGUCUUACUGAACCACAUGAUGAAAACAUACAGUGGUGGUAUGAAGAUGAAACCAAUCUCAUCGCUGAAGUAAGUGAAGAGAGGAGUAGGACACAUGAUGGAGCUGAUGGGAGAUUCAGAAGCAAACUGAGGCUUUAUGAUUCUGGAAAUCUCACCAUCAGUAACAUAAGGACCAUUCAUUCUGGACACUAUAUACUCAAGAUCAGCAGCAACAAAAGAACCGAAUGCAAGAGAGUCUUUCUGAACGUUGAUGUAAAGAAAGUGGAAGUGACGGUGGGAGGUUCCGUCCCUCUUGAGAAUGAUGCUGAAAUUCAGACCGAUUCUCUGUUGCUCUGGACGUUUGGAGCUGAAAACAGUCUCAUUGCUGCAAAUGCUACAAGCAAAGAUCAAACUGAUGAGAGAUUCACAGGCCGAGUGGAGCUGGACGAGAAUACCGGAUCUCUGACGGUCAGAAACAUCAGAACCACAGACUCUGGACAUUAUAAACUUACAGAUCAUCAACAGGGAACAGACCACAUUCAGGAGAUUCAAUGUGACCGUCACUGAAUCCUCAGGAAACACUGCGAAUGAUUCAGUGACUGAAAUGGACCCGCUGUUGAAAGACAAUGAGAAUGGAGAGAGCCAACAGACGAGCUCCCUUUAAUGAGAUUAGACACGCCCACCAGUGUCAAUCAGUGACAUCAUCAACACAUUUCUGCGUUUACGCCAUAUCGUAAUUACAGUAACUACGAGAUUCUGCCUCGUAAAAAGCGUUUACGCCCUCAUAGAGCUCGUAAUUACAGUUUGUAACAUAUGUGCCAUAGAAACACAUAAUUCCCAGUCCGAGGACAGGAACAGCUCCCGAGUAUAACCUCACGUGUUGUCAUCUCAAUAUUACGGUAAUUACACGGUGGCGUAACCAGACACUAAUGUCACUGCUGAAGAGGUACUUGAAAUAAACCAUGGUGCUACAAUUACCAAUAGGUAUGAAAUGAUUACCAGUUUCAUGAUAAAUCAUGAUAAAAUUCCCCAUGUUUAGUAUUAUUCUUUCAUUUUUUAAUUAUUAUUAAAACUGUAUUCGAUUACCGCGAUUUGAACAACUCGCAAUAAAUAAAUACUGUCCAGCAUUAUUAAGCUACAGUCUCACGCAUGCGCACAGAGCGGUUUCGUUCUGUGUGAGAACAUGGCAGAAAGCUGAGAGGUUUUAAAAGUGUGAUGAGAAAUUAUAUGAAUUAAUGAAUUAUAUGAAUGUACCUCUGAAGGUUUUGUCUGUCUUCAUAAAAGUUUCGAUGGCAUUCUUCACUCCAUGUAUUGCCUAUAGUUUUUAUAAUCGCAGUGCUUCUUUGUUUGAAUUACGGAGGUUCACGUUACGGGAAACGGCUCUAUUUCUGCGUUUCCAUAAGCGCCACCCAGUGUCAGAUUUACAGUUUUUAUCUGGCCAAAAAACGGACAGUAUUUGCAUGAACAACUAAACAUUUUAACUGGUUGAUGAAAAACAAGCUUAUGUGGAUUCUACAAUUUUAUAAUUAAGGUGUCUAGAUUUAUUUGUGCGCAGACAAUACCUCUUUUAAAUAAUAUCAUUUUAACUUAACCAUUUUCUUUAUUUAAAGGCUUUAAGGUGCAAUAUGUAAUAUUUUUUGCAGUAAAA
This is a messenger RNA of Megalobrama amblycephala (Wuchang bream), 2734 nucleotides long. RefSeq lists its product as uncharacterized. NCBI's taxonomy places the organism in Eukaryota, Metazoa, Chordata, Actinopteri, Cypriniformes, Xenocyprididae. Bases 232 to 1653 code for a protein of 473 amino acids. The transcript has 7 exons. The record is from RefSeq and is a predicted model, not a curated record.